GUGCUCACAUAGAGGUCUUUUACCCUGCAGUGAGCAUUUGUAGAUGAUGGGGAGUUUUCAGCUUUCAUAUUUCCUACUUUUAAAUCUUUUUAUAGCUGCUUUAUUGGAAUGCGGAGCUCAGAGACCCUGUGAACAGCUUCAACAGUUGAACAUAAGCUGUGUUCAGCGUGACAGCAUGUCUAUUCCUUGUUUAAGCAUAACCCACCCACUGGAGUCUUUAACAGUGAAACUACGCAAGAAUAACCCAGUUCAGGACAUCCUGAUCUAUCCAGACAUCUCUCCAGCAUCAGAGAACCAGAGAUGGUCUGUGAGAAAACAUGCUGGAAAUAUUCAACUUGAUCUGAAAGACAUCCAACUAACAGAUGAAGGCCUUUAUGACUGUGAGGUCUACAAAGAUCAGGACUGCCUUAACGUAACUCGAUUUACCCUGACAGUCAAAGACUGUAAAAAAUUGGAGUCUGUCUCUGCAACAUUAGGCUCUGCAGUGCUGCUGCCAUGCUCUGAACAUCCCCAACGUAACAAAACUGAUCAAGUCACUUGGAAAGUCAUCGAAGGUCACAGGUCAACAGAUAUAACACAAUAUCGCUCAUCAUCCAAGACCUCAAACAGCACAGAGAAACUCUCGAAGCCUCUGUUUGAGAGAGUGAGACAACUAGAGAACGGUUCUCUGCUUAUAAGAGAUUCAGUAAAGGCUGAUGAACUGUGGUAUCGGUGCAGAGUGAAUGACAAAACCUGCCAUGAAGUGAAGCUGCAGUUCAAAGAUCUUGUUAUUGCUAAAUCCACAACACUGCGUACCACAGGUACUCUUAAAACUCCUGCUGGCCAUAACAAAGGCAACACUGACACAACAGCAAACAAUCUGACAGCAGUAGUGACGGCCACAGUGGUGUCUCUGCUUACCAUCUUAUCACUGAUCAUCUGUGUCAUUGUUUAUUUCAAAAAGCGAAAGCACAGAAACAACAGCCACACAGAGCUCAACCGCCCGUUAUCUGUAUAUUAUUCAUAUGUUGCAGAAGGGUAUGAUGUCCCGUUGUAUUCUUUGGUUGAACGGACCUCAGAAACCAUGUCAACCUUUGACACCAAACCCUCUGAAGCUCUUACAUAUGUACCACAAGGCAAAUGUGAAGAUUAUCAAUUCAGAAAUGAAUAAUGAUUGUUUUAAUGUUUUUGACAAUAACAUCUUUAAGUAUGUCCCAAUUUAGCAAUUAUAUGGCAUCAUCUAUCAAAAGAGAAAAUCUAUCAUACGCAAAUAACUCUUGGUAAUGCUGUUAUGAUUUCAUUGUUUUUAAUGCUGAAACGUGAAACUAAUAAUAUGUUGUCAUAAGGUCUUUCAAGCUCAACUUAAAAUAGUAAAAUUUGUGAUUUUUAUUAUACCAGUCAUGAUGUAAUUUUUGUGGGGGACAGUCAUAGCAUGACACAGACUGAUGAUCUGAUAACUGAGAUCUGAUGCAAGAACUAAACAGUUGGAAACAGAAGUUUUAGAUUCAUAUAGCACCUGGUUUAGCAAAGUUAAACGUAUAAAAUGUGAAAGGAAAUACACAAUAGACAGGGGUUGGGCUUCCAGAAAAGCUUAUUGUGGUUUUUGAAGUUAUCCAUCAGUGUCUUGUUUCCAUUGCUUAUUUAUAUAAUUCUUAACAAGUUGAUAUUAUUAUGAUCAUUCAAGUGAAACCAUCUUUAGGUACAGUGCUGGAACCACCUUUAUAUGACAUACAAAAGCAGACUAUUAAUCGCUGAGCCUUUUUUGUCUUUUACAAAGAGGAGUCGAAAUCCACACCCUUGACACACACUGCGUAUAGUAUCACUGAUCCAUCCCAAUCUGUGGAAAAAUCUUGCUUAAUAUCAACUGUCAUAAGGCAUGUACAAAUUGCUGAAACUAUUUUUAAAAUGAAGGGUCGGGUUUCUUAAAGUAAUGCCAAAGGCUAUUUUUCAUGAAUGACUGAUUAUUUCUACUAAGUAUAGUUUACCAAAUAACCAAUUUAUAUUUAAAUACAAUUUAAAGCCAAAGAGCAGGGGUGACCAAACUUUUUCUUAUGAAGGGCCAAAAUCCAAGCUUGAUUGAGAGCUGUGGGCCAAAAGUAAGUAUAGCAACAGUAUUACAUUUGUACAACAUUGAAGUUGCCACGUGUAAUUUCCUAAUGUAUAUUAUAAUAGUUAUAAAUAAAUAGAAAAAAUUACUUCAACCGUAUUUACUGAUGCAUUCUAUAUUUUUUUGAAACUGUAUAUUAUUUUAACAAACUUGUUACAAUAAAACCCAAAAACACCAAUUUAUGAAACAAUAGAGUUCACUGCGGAAUACACUAGUCAUGCUGAAUUUGUCUUUGCCUUGAUUUGCACGCUGACGCCUUCUGCUUUUUCUAUUAUUCGUUAAGUGAAAUCAUGUAACUUAAAAAUAUAUCUGAUUCAUUUACAACAUUUAAUUGAAACAUUUAAUUUCAGUUUGCUUCUUUGUAGCUCAUCAGUAAAACAAACAAACAAAAAGUUACAUUAAAAUAGAAAUGAGAAUCUCUGUUAAAGUCACUACUCAACCUUUCCCAAUCAUUUUCCCUCUGGCGGGCCAAAUCAAAUUAUACAAAGGGCAAACUUUGACCCGCAGGCCCCAGUUUGGGCAUCUCUGUCUUAGAGGCAUUACUGAGACAAUUGAAACUGCUAUAAACAAACUUAAAUGCAUUUUUCUGUCACAUUUAUAUGGCUUUUUUAUAUUUAUAUAAGUCUUAUAAAGUUACAUUUAUAUGUCUUUUGCGGGAUUUAACAAGUCAAAUUUAACAUUAUUGAAACGCUUGGGCUUAAGGAUUUGAAACUAAGAUGCUUCUAAUAAUUUAAUGCUGAUAUUUCUAUAAAUAACUGCUUUUUUAUUUAUUUAUUGUUUUUAUUCUAGCAGUGAUCACAUUUAAAAGUCAUUCUCUACAGUCAGAAGAGUUAAUGCUUGAAAGUAUGACAACAUUUUAUUGAUUUAUAGAAGAGUUCAUUGCGGUUAAAGGAGCAAACUUGAUAACAUGGGUGUGAUGCCUUUAUAUGUACACAUUCAUUUGUUUUUGUAGAAUGACGUUUGGGUUUGUUUGUUUUUUUCACCUAUUAUGUUUUGUAAUAUGUGUACUAACAAAGUAAAAACAAAGAGAGACUGUAUACUGACACAUUUGGAGUUCUUGUCCAUCAUUUUAUGGUAUUCCAGCACACGACUGAAUAAUUCCUUUUAUGGUAUUUCUACAAGCUCUGACUAUGUUGAUUUCCUCAGAAGGAAUCUGGCAAGACAUUAUGAAUGAGAUUCACUCAACUUAAUUUAUCUGUGACUAGGCAUGGGACAAUAACCGUUUUCAAGGAAUAUCGUUGUUUGGAAAAGUCAAGGUUUUAAAACCGGCAACAUUUUUGCUAUACUGUUCCUAUAUGUAAGAUUUUUUAUUUACUUUUUUAGGACAACAGUAUCUCCAGAUGUCAUUUUAAUUUCAAUUGGUGGUUUUGAAACUAAUAAAGACAGCAGAAGUCAAUGAUUUUCUAUUUCAAAUGAUGAAUUUCAAUUGUUUAGCCUGACAUGUUUA
Danio aesculapii is the source of this 3533-nucleotide messenger RNA. RefSeq lists its product as uncharacterized. Gene Ontology annotation, biological process: positive regulation of T cell proliferation; cellular response to lipopolysaccharide; T cell costimulation. The transcript has 8 exons. Lineage: Eukaryota; Metazoa; Chordata; Actinopteri; Cypriniformes; Danionidae. The record is from RefSeq and is a predicted model, not a curated record. Gene Ontology annotation, cellular component: external side of plasma membrane. The coding region runs from base 44 to 1150 and encodes 368 amino acids.